GUGAAUCCACUUAUAUAAGUACAUUUGUAACCGCCUAAACAUUACAAAACUUAUAUUCGAUUUCGACACCCUCCAUGCAAAAAAGGGCUUAUCUCACGCGGACAUAUUUUGGGCGCAGUAAAUCCUCUCGCUUCGCCUCUUCCCCAAUGACGAGACCACUGAACUACAGUUUAUUAAGAACGGACGGGAUGGAGACGCUGAGGUAUAAUAAUGCCGCGUUCAUGUGAAAGUCGGAACUAGGAAACUCGAAACUAGCAAACUCGGAAAUGUACUAAUUUCCUAGUUCCGAAUAGUAGAUGAACGCGUUAUAAGAACGGACGGGACCCAUACACAGUCGCUUCUUUUUGACGUAAUUUUCAGCUGCGACGCAAAAAUCUUUCUUUUUUUUUCAUUUCGGAAAGAUUUUGGUGAAGGAAGUAACGUUAUCUGGCUAAUACAACGGGCAAGAAUUAGCCACCGAUUAACAAGUAACGGAGGAUGAACCUGGAUCCUGGCUGGCUGCUGCUCCUAUCCAUGUUUCUGGAGGUUUGGUCAGUGCCCCUCGACCGCAAUGCAACCCCCCAGGAAGCACAGCCUCCUCAGGAGGACAAACAGGAGGAUAAUGUGGACACAGGCCUAUACUAUGACCGAUAUCUGAGAGAGGUGAUUGAGGUGCUGGAGACAGAUCCCCACUUCAGAGAGAAACUCCAGACUGCCAACACAGAGGACAUCAAGAAUGGUCGUCUCAGUAAGGAGCUGGACCUUGUGGGGCACCAUGUUAGAACUCGUCUGGAUGAGCUGAAGAGACAGGAGGUGUCUCGCCUCAGGAUGCUGCUCAAAGCCAAACUGGACAGCACCAACACACAGAGUUUACAGAUGGACCAUGCCUCUCUGUUGAAGCAGUUUGAACACCUGGAUCCACACAAUCAGAACACCUUUGAGGCCAAAGACCUUGAGCUGCUCAUCUCAACGGCCACCAAAGACCUAGAGAACUACGAUGCAGAGAGACAUGAUGAGUUCAAACGCUAUGAGAUGCUGAAGGAGCACGAGAGACGGGAGUACCUCAAGGGUCUGGACCAGGAGAAGCGAGAGAAGGAGGAGAAGAGGAUGGAGGAGCUGAAGGAUAAACACCGCAAGCACCCCAAGGUCAACGCUCCGGGCAGUGUAGCUCAACUUCGUGAGGUAUGGGAGGAGACUGAUGGACUGGACCCAACAGAGUUUAACCCAAAGACCUUCUUCAAACUGCAUGAUGCGAAUGGAGAUGGUGUUUUAGAUGAGCAGGAACUAGAGGCCCUCUUUGCCAAAGAGCUGGAGAAGGUCUACGACCCAAAGAAUGAGGAGGAUGAUAUGAUGGAGAUGGAGGAAGAGAGGCUAAGGAUGAGGGAGCAUGUCAUGAAGAACGUGGACAUCAAUCAAGAUCGACUUGUCAGCCUGGAAGAGUUCCUUAAAUCAACAGACAAGAAAGAGUUCAAUAACCCUAAAGAAUGGGAUACUUUAGAUGACACCAAGCCGGUGUUUACAGAGGCUGAGCUCCAGCGGUUUGAGGCGGAGCUGCAGACCAAGGAGGAGGAGCUCGGUAAGAGGGCGGAGUCUCUUCGUCAGGAGCAGGAUCUGCUGAAGGAGAGGGGCAAGGCCCUGGAGGCCCAGAGACGAGAGUACCAACAGGCAGUACUAGAGAUGUCUCAGAGGAAGGAGAAACAGGCAGUGGAGGGGCAGCCUCCUACGGGUCCUAACGGAGAACUACAGUUCCACCAAGAGAUGCAGAAACUGGAAGAUCAAGGUGCUAAAGCUCCUGUUGAACAAGAAGUCCAAGAGGCCCAGAAUAACCUGCCUGCAGAACCACCACAGAACCUGCCCAUACACACCUAAUGCAGCACCCUGAUACAUAUAGGGUUGCAAUGGGAGGGUAUAUUACUGGAAACUUUCUAAGUUUACCAGUAAACUACCAGAAUUUUUGUAACUUUCAAGGAAUAUAUGGAAUUUUAUCAGAUGACAUCUAGUGUCUUUUUUUGGUACUUCAGAUUAUCACAGGUGUUUGUGAGCAUGGUUACAUGCGCACCAUAAUUUGAUUUUGUUUAAAACAUUUACAUGCUUUGCAAGAAGAACGAUUUCCCUAAUAAUCCUGUUUACGUCUGAAAUCAGGCUACUGAUGGGACUUCAGAUAAAUUCCAAAAAUCAGCCAUCUAAAAAAAUGUUCGACCACAUUGGCCAAACUUUUUUGCAAAACCUUUUUGAUUCUGAGUUGGGACAUAUAAAGUUUGUAUGUGAAAACAAUUUCUAAUAUGCAUACUUUUGUUUUUCCAAAUUCACGCAUAAGAGGGAGUUUUGCGCUACUGGUGCUGGGCGCAAAUCAAAUACACAGCUCGAAUGCAGUAAUUUGAAAGAUUGCCUAGAAAACCAGGUGUUUUAAUCGGUGGAUGCUUACUUAGAUUUUGACCGUACGCCGAUUCAAGAUAAGCAGAGUAAGGUGUUCACAUGACUAUUUCCAUACCUGGCCUACUGCCAUAAUCAGUUUAAUAUCAAAUUAUUAGUGUGCAUGUAAACAUACUCAUGAAUUAUCUCUGGCCCUCUGUGUGGCCUUAUCAGAAAUAAAAUCUAUACAAUAAUUCAAUGAGAUGACAAAGCUGUAAAAGAUCCUAAAUAUAAACCAUCAACGUAGUGAAUGUCAUUGAUGUUUAAUAUGAGAGUUUCAGAAUAAAAUACCCUUUGUUUAUUUUACACACUUUUUUUAUUUUACUAUUUCAAUAUGUCUUUGUUGUAAAUAUUUGGGGGUCAAACUGGUGGCAGUUGUGAAAAAAUACAAUAGUUUGUGGAGUGAAUUGAAAACAAUGCAAUUGUUGAUUAGAUGCUUUUCCAAAAUUAUUUAGGUUAUUUUUCUCUUGAACCAUAUAGUCUAUCCACUAGAAACUCAUGGACAUUAUGGUCACAGAUGUAAAAAAUGUUUAUACUAUAUAUGAAUAACAUUUUUUUAGUUCAAGUAUAAAUCAUCAAAGUUACCAUAGAUUACCUGUUAUUUACCAAAAUUACAGAGGAUUCCAGUAACUUUGGUAAAAUAGUGGUAGCUGUGCAACCCUAAAUACACACACGCUCUCGCAGGAACACAUCUCUUUCACUGACACACAUAUCCAGAUAGGUACAGCAGAUGACAUCAUACAGCACAAGCGCACAACCCCAGUCAGUCAAGCACAUCGUAUCGUCCCCUGGCACAGUCCCGGUGUUCACCUAUCUCUGUGGUUUACAUUUGAUCUCAAUAAAUUAUUCAACUCACUGGA
This is a messenger RNA of Oncorhynchus mykiss (rainbow trout), 3251 nucleotides long. Lineage: Eukaryota; Metazoa; Chordata; Actinopteri; Salmoniformes; Salmonidae. The record is from RefSeq and is a predicted model, not a curated record.